AUUCGUAUAUCAUUUGUUUCAUUAUGGAUAACUAAAUAAAAUAGUUUCGAAAGCGUGGGUUUUAUUAAGUUUGACUUAUUAAAAAGGUUAGAAAUAUUUAUGCUCUCUUUUUAGUAUUUAAACAUAAUUGUUGAUCUCAAGUUAUAAUCCAUAAAGUUGGUAAACAUAUAAUAUAAAGAUUGUAUCAAGUUUAGUUUAAAGGUUAGAAGGAAGUAUAAAGAGUGAUGGAUUCAGAUAGUUAUACGUUGUCUUGUACAGUAGUAGUAGAAUGGCUCGACAAACAUGGAUCUAUUAUUCGAAAAAUAACUCAUAAAUCCGCGUCUUUGCGUUUGAUACGGGACAAUUUCCGAGAUAUGAUCAUAGAAAUACAUGCAGAGAAAGCAAAUGCAACAACGAAGUUAACAUUAAAAAAAAUUUCUGUAUUCAAUAAAUUUAUGAAUGAGGGUAAAGCGUCUAUUAAAUUUCAAGAAGAAAACUGUACACUUUUUUUAUCUAAUGCUCCCUCAGCUUCGUUGAUAAAUUUCUUAAAAACGAUAUUUAUUAAAAUGACAGGGCAAGUCAAAAAAUCAUCAGAUAAAUCGUUGAAAGAAAAAUUGUUAUCGAAUAUACCAUUAGGUGGUAUUCAAGAAAUUAGUCCAGUAACAAGUACAGAAGUUAAUAAAGCAAAGGAAAAAGCAAAGGAAAUAUCUCGCGCAACGGUUACUACACCAUCACCUAGUGCUUUAAAAAAACGAAAACGUUUCAACGAACAUACAUCUACAUUACCUAUAGCCAAGAAAUUAUAUGAAAAUCCAACUGUAGGAGAUAUGACAGAAGAACAAAGUAAAGUUUUAAGUGCCGUACUUAAUGGAAAAAAUGUAUUUUUUACUGGUAGUGCAGGCACUGGUAAAUCAUUUUUAUUGAAGAAGAUAAUAGCAGCAUUACCACCAGAUGUAACAAUAGCUACAGCCAGUACAGCUGUUGCUGCUUGUCAUAUUGGAGGUAUUACUUUGCAUCAAUUUGCAGGAAUUGGAAUUGGAAGUGGAACUUUAGAAAGAUCUUUACAACUAGCGUCUCGUUCUUCUUCAGCUGCAGUAUGGAGAAAAACAAAACAUUUAAUCGUAGAUGAAAUUUCUAUGGUAGAUGCAGAAUUUUUUGAUAAAUUAGAAGUAGUUGCAAGGCAUAUACGUAAGAAUGAAAAACCUUUUGGUGGUAUACAACUGAUUUUAUGUGGAGAUUUUUUUCAAUUACCACCUGUAUCCAAGAGAGAUGAAAAAAUAAAAUUUUGCUUUCAAAGUGAGGCAUGGGAGAAAUGUGUUCAUUUUAAUUUUGAAUUAAAAAUAGUACAUAGACAAAAAGAUCCAGAGUUUAUAAAAAUUUUAAAUAAUAUUAGAAUAGGAAGAGUUACAGAAAGUAUUUCUAAUAUUCUUAAGGCCACUGCAAAACAAAAGAUCGAAAGUAAUGGAAUUCUAGCAACUAGAUUGUGUUCUCAUAUAAAUGAAGCUGAUGAAAUCAAUAACUUUCAAUUGAAUGAAUUAAAAGGAGCUAUUAAAAUUUAUACAGCACAAGACUCUGAUGAAAUGAUGAGCAAAGCAUUAGAUCAACAAUUGCCUGUACCUAGCAAAUUAACUUUAAAAAUUGGUGCUCAAGUUAUGUUAGUAAAAAAUAUUAAUAUUUCAAAUGGUUUAGUGAAUGGAGCUAGAGGAAUAGUUACUAAGUUUGUAGAUGAUUUACCAGUAAUUCAACUUAGAUCAGGAAAUAUUUAUCAUACCAAAAUAGAAAAAUGGUCUAUAAGAACUGCAUCGGGUGUUACUGUGCAUAGAAAACAAAUUCCAUUAAAAUUGGCAUGGGCUUUUUCCAUACAUAAAAGUCAAGGUUUAACUUUAGAUUGUGUUGAAAUGUGUCUCUCUAGAGUUUUUGACGCUGGUCAAUCUUAUGUUGCUCUCUCAAGAGCACAAAGUUUGCAAUCAUUACGCAUUUUAGAUUUUAACAGUCAGCAAGUAUGGGCUAAUACUACUGUACUUGAAUUUUAUAAAAAAUUUAGAAGAAAUUUACAUGAAAUGGAAAUGAUUCCUAUAGGAAAAAAAAAGCUAAAAUUAGUAAGUAAUGUUAUAUGAAUAAAAUAUUUUAAUAAAUAGACUAAAAAUUACUUAAUAAUUUGAUAAAUAUUAUAAGAUAUAAUGUUUAGAUAUUAAAAAGAUAAAAUGAAAUGAAUGAGAAAUAAGAAGAUAUAUUUUUGUAGUAAAAAAAAUAUUUUGAAAACAGUAUUUUGACAGAUCUCAUAAUCUUUCCUUUUAUUAAAGAAAGUAAAAGUUUAUGUUUAAUUCUAAGCACUUGAUCAUAACAACAAGGCAUAGAUGUCCUUCAAUAUUUUAUACAAAUAUUACAAUGCAAGCAAUAGCACAAUGAAAUUUAAUAAUCAUCUACUGUGAUUUCUAUCGGUGGUAUAUAACGCCACGUAUGUCCAGCAUUUAUGAGUUCUGAACAUAAUGUUGGAGUAUUUGGUGUUGUUUCUUUACUACUGCAUUGAAUAUCUAUUUUAUACUGGCCAGCGGUAAAAAAUACUACUCGACACUCGUGAUAUGCUCUCCCAUAUUCCUGUAACUGUAAUGUAAAUAGUUUUGAAUUAAAUGUUUUUUUCAUAGUAUUAUAAAAACGAUAAAUAUAUAGAAAUGUGAUAUUAGAUGAUAUAUAUAUAUGUUGAUAUACAAUUAAAAGAUGUAUGUCAAAAUAUUUACUUACAGCUGGAAGCAUCACUUUAUUUGCACCAGCAAUGGACAAUCUUGUAUCUAGUUGAUAAUUAUUAACUCCAUUAUGAUGAUCUUGAUAGAAAUUUAUAGAUAAUAUAAGAUCACUAAGAGGAUGUUCUAAUGCAUUACAUACACCUAUACCAAUAUUAACACAUUCGCCCAAAUUACAUGUUAACUCGUCUUGAGCCUUUACCAUUGUAUCAUUUAUUGUUACUUCUGUAAAACAAUUCAAUGUAAAUGUAUUUUUUAUAUUUGCACUACAAAUAAAUUAUAUAAGGUAAUAUUUAAACAUACCCCAUUGUAAAGGACUCAUUCUAACAAGAUCCAACAUAUCUUGAGUAAGAGUAAUGCCAGAAAGAGUUGCUUUUCCAGUAGAUUCGGUACCUAAUAAUUGCCAACGUAAAUCUACUAACGAAGCAAUAUGCUCAGCGCAAACUUUUUGAAGCUCUCCAACAUCUCCUCCUCCAUUUAACUAAAAACAAAAGAUUAAUAAAAUAAGUAAUAAAUAAACAGAUAAUAAACAAGUAAAUAUAAGAAAUAAUACCAUGGAUAAUUUAUUAAGUGGACAUCUAUCUACUGGGACUGGUAUUCUACAUGGUUCUUUGCCUUCCAUAUAUAUACACUUGCUUUGAGUAUAAUGUAACUCCAUUUCAUGAUUCGUCAUAUUUGUAACGUCCAAUACAAGAUAAAAUUGAGAUGACCUAGACAUUAUUUUUUAUAACGAAGUAUUAGAUUGAAUAAAAAAAAAUAUGUAAUA
This is a messenger RNA of Vespula pensylvanica (western yellowjacket), 3486 nucleotides long. RefSeq names its product ATP-dependent DNA helicase PIF1 (gene Pif1). Gene Ontology annotation, molecular function: DNA helicase activity; ATP hydrolysis activity. Gene Ontology annotation, biological process: DNA repair; telomere maintenance. The transcript has a single exon. The coding region runs from base 225 to 2096 and encodes 623 amino acids. NCBI's taxonomy places the organism in Eukaryota, Metazoa, Arthropoda, Insecta, Hymenoptera, Vespidae. The record is from RefSeq and is a predicted model, not a curated record.